UGUUGAAGUUGGGGUAUAACUCCCAUGAACUUUCGCCAUGAGCGAAGCAUGCGAAGCCGCCGACGCUGCCAAAGAUGUGGCGAUGGAAACGGUGGACGAUGAUGAAAAGACAGAUGAAGACGAAGUGUUGCACGAAUGUGAUGUCUACUUGAAUCGCAUGUACGAUCCUCCCGAUUUCGUGGGCGACAUGUACCUGCUGCAGUAUCCCCUGCGGCCCAGCUAUCGACCCUAUGGAGAUCAAGGCUACCUGGAUCGGGUGGAAUUGAAACCCAAGUCCCGAAGGCUGCGCUUCGUGUACAAAUUGAAUCAGAAUGAACACUACGCGGAGGAGGAUGUCCACGAUGAGAAGUACGAGCAGCGGCAUACUUUGAGCUCCACAGUGGUGGCCAAUCCCGCGUGCAGCUACGCCAUCGGCGUAAUCCGCCAAGGGCGCUUGACCUUGACGCCCGUGCGGGCGGUGAACCAGUUGCGUCCUGACUUUGAAGAUUUCGAGAAGUUGUGCAAGCAGAUUGCCUCCACGCCCGGCUUGAGCGACGUUGGCGACGCCAAGGGCGACGAGAAAAAGGGCGACGCCAACUCGGAGAGUGGCGGGGAGGAGCCGUCGGAGAUGAUCGAUUUCAACCCGGUGCGGGUGGAAUACCACGCGAAGGGAGAGAAGGAAGUUAUCGCUCAGCCCGAUGUGGGAGACGUUUGGAAGAGGUUGGAUUUCUUCGAUCAAACCUCUCCAGAAGCUUCGGAUAUUUACCUGCAACACAUUGUCUUUGCUGCGAAUGAAGCAUCAGAAGCAGAGAAGCAGGGGUUGACAUCUCAAGAUCCCAAGUUGCAAGACUUGGAUCUUGAUGGUGAUCACAUCAGCUACGUCCGUGGGCUCUGUGGCCAGGCGGAGACCCGGAACAAGUUGCGGCUGCUGCGACAGAAGGCGCAUCAAGCGCAGAACUCGGGGCUGUCGUCAUAUGUACUCAGCAAGAUGCCAGCGGAGCGACAGGUGGAAUCCAUUCUUCGCCACUAUGGUGUGAUCUCCUUCCCGAACUUGCGCAAGAGGCUGCCGGUGGCCAGCUUCCGCAGCAUCUCGGAGGAUGCCUUGAUCGACAUGCUGCGGUCCUGUGACUUGGCAUAG
Molecule: messenger RNA, 1117 nt
Organism: Cladocopium goreaui
Lineage: Eukaryota; Dinophyceae; Suessiales; Symbiodiniaceae
Source: the annotation of a GenBank genome assembly